AUGCUUGUUGGAUGUGGGUACAAGAAAGGAACCACAUUGUUUGGAUAUGGCUAUGAUUUCCGGCAAAGCAAUAGAAUUGACAAGGCGCUCAAUGGCCUUAAAGAAAAGUUGGAGAUUGCCUAUAAAGCUUCUGGGGGAAGAAAAGUCAAUAUAAUUUCACACUCAAUGGGUGGAUUGCUACUGUCAUGUUUCAUGUCACUCCAUAACGAUGUAUUUGCUGAGUACGUGAAUAAGUGGAUUAGCAUUGCGUGCCCUUUUCAAGGCUCACCAGGAUGCAUCAAUGAUUCUCUCUUAACUGGAUUGCAAUUUGUUGAAGGAUUCGAAAGCUACUUUUUUGUGUCAAGGUGGACGAUGCAUCAAUUGUUGGUUGAGUGCCCAUCAAUAUAUGAAAUGUUGCCAAACCCUGAAUUCAAGUGGAAAAAGCAGCCUCAAAUUCAUGUAUGGAGAAAGCAAUCUAAUGAUGGGGAAGUCUCAGUCAAAUUGGAAUCAUAUGGCCCAAAUGAAAGUGUUACUCUUUUUGAAGAAGCAUUGAGGAAUAAUGAGGAGGCUGUCCAGGAUUCAGUUUCUGCUACAGUUUGUUGUUUCUUCUUGUUUGGCUUUCUGGUUGAUCUGUGGUGUGCUUUCAGCCAGUGUUGGCUACACACUGGUGGUUUGUUGCUUGGAUCAGGCUUUUUGGGUACCAAUUUGAGUAUGAGAAGAAGCCCUUGUACUGCCCAGUUUUCUAGGGUUGUUUUAGACCCUCUUUUGUGCACCCUGGUGGUACUCCAGCUUGCUAUUUCAAGGGAUGAAGAGUGA
Molecule: messenger RNA, 795 nt
Organism: Ilex paraguariensis (yerba mate)
Lineage: Eukaryota; Viridiplantae; Streptophyta; Magnoliopsida; Aquifoliales; Aquifoliaceae
Source: the annotation of a GenBank genome assembly